Dicrocoelium dendriticum is the source of this 3527-nucleotide messenger RNA. NCBI's taxonomy places the organism in Eukaryota, Metazoa, Platyhelminthes, Trematoda, Plagiorchiida, Dicrocoeliidae. The record is from the annotation of a GenBank genome assembly.
UUUGUUUGCGCAGUUUCGGUUUCGUAAAGUUUUGUUCGUGUGUUGCCGGUCCGCCGGCGUCGCGGUAGCACGUUAACAGCACAUCGGAUCUACUUCUGUUCCUACUAAGACGAUCGCACGUUACACAUCAUGGUGGACGAUCUGGCUACGUUUAAUCGUUUGGUGCGCUUGUUUUCCCGUAAAUUUGCGGACAUGGAGGAGGAUGUGAAGAACUUUCAACGCGCAACUGCGACGUCUUUUUACAAGCGGACAGUGAUUACUCGAAAUCGGUACAAACGUAUGACGGGGGAGGAUUUGCCUGAGGGUUAUCCAUACCAUUAUGUGCAAUACCGUUGUGUUCAUGGUAGACGGAAUAACGUUCGUGGUAAACGGUAUGCGUCUGAUUGUUAAUGCCAUAAAUUGCCCUAACAGUUAUAGGAUGCUGGACUGCAAAGCGAGGUUCUCCUUCGUGCUGAAAGGCGAUUAUUACGAGCGAGGGGAAAUCUGUCUUCGGCAUAAUCAUGCUUUUCAAUUGGGUAAUCCAUGGCAGUAUCCGCAGAAUAGACACUUGACGGAGGCUGAGGAGGCAGAGGUAGUGAGCCUGAUGUCAGUAUUUAAAAGCACCCGUGAGAUUCGUCGUUACAUAUCACGGAAGUAUGGGCGAGUAUUGACGUUGGACGACAUUAAGACGGUGACAAGACGUCACCGGAAGCGGCAGGCUGGGGAGGUAUGCGAGGUGACGGAAUUGUUGGAGAAGAACGGCACAUGCCGAGUAGUGAAGGAGGGAGGCAUUAUUAGAUAUGCUUUCUUCGUGCCGUCGUCCAUGGAGUCAAUAGCCGCGCGCUACUGCGAGGUGUUGUUGGCGGAUGCGACCCACCAAUUGAAUUAUGGUGGCUAUAUACUGUGGCAUUGUAUGUUGAUAGAUGUUACGGGUAUUGCGUAUUCAUUCUUUUACGCAUUGUUACCCGAUGAAACGGUGCACAGUUACAGGCAAGCGGUGGACGCUAUGAAGGAGAUGUUACCUAGCACGGCGUUAGUGCAAACACUUGUGAUAGACAAGUGUAUGGCGCAGAUUGGCGCUCUAAAGUCCGCAUAUCCCAACGCGGCGGUCAUAUUUUCUCGUUUUCACGUGAUGAGGGAUAUGUAUCGACGCUGUGCACAUCUUGUGGGUGUAGGCCCAGGAGUGCGGAACAUUCUGCGGCAAUGGUUGAUGUUUUUGAUAUACACUCGUGAUGGCGAGCAUUUCGACAGGAUACUGCGGGCGAUUGCAGAAAAGAGUGAUGAAUUAUACAGAUACGUGCAACUUACCUGGCUACCGUGGGCAUCUUCAUGGGCGGCUCAUCGUCAGCGCGCCGUUUGUUUGUUCGGUUGCGCUUCAACGAACCGUGUGGAGAAUGAAAAUAAAUAUCUGAAGAAGAAGUUGACGCAGCAGUCCUCCCUUAAAUCGCUGUUCACUGUGAUUAUUGAACGCACGAGUUCAUUGAUGCAAGGUAGGCAAAUGGCGCUUGGAAGAUACAGUGCAACGCCAUAUAUUCCACCUGUGGAGUUUUCCCUUGCCGCAUCCAUUCUGAUUCGCUUUCUUCCUUACGCUCGUAAGCAACUGUUGAGGCACUUGAGAAGCGCGGGUAUAACAUCCUUGCAUGAUGCGGGUACGCACUGGGUGGUAGACUGCACCCGUGGUUCAAAGAGACGGCGCUACCAAGUGACUGCAGACUCCUGCGAAUGUGAAUUUCAUCUUCAGUGGCGUAUGCCAUGUGCACAUCUGUGCCAUGUGACUGCCAGGAAAGGAUUGCCCAUGGCUAGUAUUGUAACCAAUUGCAGAUGGAAUGCCCCAUGCAGUCGGCCGGUUGACGUGUCCCCGGAAGCAGCAGGUCUAAGUGAUGUGACAUUCGAAGAAGCUGACGAUGUGCUUGAGUUACGUGCGAUGGACCGGGUGACUAAACUUCGCAAGGCGGAGGAGGUGAUGACAGAAUUGAAAACUCAGAUUUGCAGCCUUGGUUCGACGCAGUAUGACGCGGUGUUGAAGAGUCUGAAGAGAUUUGCCGAGCUGUUGUCAACGCAUAGUGAUGUGUCUUUAUACUGCACUACACAGCAGUGUAGUGAACCUUUUCGGCUUGACCAAGAUGACCAGUACCAGCGGUUAAUGGGAAGCGCGGGCCGCAACAUGGUGAGAUAUGGGUUCCCCAAUAAGGAGACAUGUAUGCCUAGCACAAGCUCCGUGCAGCAUGAUGGUGAAGCAAGUGACAUCGCUGGGAAUCUUUCCUCACCGGGCCACAUCGGGAACGUUGGAAAGACGGUGUAUGUUGGCUCCGCCAAACGGAAAUCUCCCAUUGCAUUGCGAGUGACGGAGGUUCCAACGGACUCCAUGCCGGUACCUGCAUUAAAAGUUAGACAUAUAAGCACCACCAUCACGUCGAGUGGUUCGAAGGUCGAUAAAACGAACCGGUUUGCGCGGAUGACGGAGACAUCGGUUUCCGAUGUAUGCGCUUUCUGUCUACGAGAGAAAGACGAAGCAUCCGUCGGUGUUGCAGUUCCGUGGUUGAUGUGUGACGUGUGCGGACGUUGGUUCCAUCGGACCUGUGCGGGCUAUUAUGGGGAAGAAGAAUUCACAUGUGUGUACUGCGAGCAGUAAAUUGAAAGAGACAAUUGGACAUAGACGUCUAUGAUAAUCAGGACCAACAGGUAAGCGAUACGAGAAUGCAUUGUGUAAUUGAGAUGUUCUUUUCAGUGAAUCGUGCGAGCACCAUUUCUCACUGUACCUUCAUCUUUGAACAACCUUUUAGGGACGCGCUGCAUGCACUUCAAUAUCCCCUACAAUGAAUUUCCCCUGAAGGCUACAUGCAUGCAAUGCGUGUUCUGCGCUUGGACACACCUCGCUGACAGGUACGAUAAUAUCGCUUUGGUGUGCUUUUAUUGUAGACAGGGUGCAAGGUAAUCCGCAUGACUUGUGUGUUACUCACGGCUGUUGGCCGGUUUAGCGCCAUAGGGAAGUAAGUCACGUGGUGUCCCUUAUCACUCUGUGACAUGAUCACUUUAUUUGCAUAACUUUGCUUUCAGUGUCUCACACGACUGCCGGUAUGAAAGCGUCCUAGGCUUGCAGUCUUAUGAUGGCACUAUCUUAACGUGGCCACCAGCAACGCAAUAACAGCAACGUACAUGAGCCACUGUCGUGAUGGAACCUUCCUACACGAGCAGGAAUGCAUGAGGGCGGCACUAGGCGGAAAGUACAUCCCCACAAUCGGUUGGCAAUUCUUGCGUAUUCGAACAGCAUCGCGUCGUCAUACAACACAUAGUGGUACCAUAAGUUGCGAGCCUGAGUGUGCAAUUCAUGGAGCAAAAGGGUGGUGCUGCAUACAAUUACUCAAUGUGUGUACAAUGGUGAAGGGAAGAACGGUUGUGAUCUCGAUGAAUCACCAUUGAUUGCGCCAUAGCCACGUUUGUUGGUUGCACUCCGUUCCUGAUAGGCUGGUGGUACUUGCUGCAGGAUCAUACAUUAUACACGUUAGUUAGAUGUGUAAAACACCUCAGCUAUUGUGAUACAAUACAUG